This is a messenger RNA of Auanema sp. JU1783, 1905 nucleotides long. The record is from the annotation of a GenBank genome assembly. Lineage: Eukaryota; Metazoa; Nematoda; Chromadorea; Rhabditida; Rhabditidae.
AUGUUGCGAAAUGAAGUUGAACCGCUUAUCAAAAAACCUGGGAAUGUUCUCAUAGAUACCAACUAUAAAGGCAGAAAGGUAUUAUCGUGGCAUCAUUUGUAUGCUUCGGUACCUUUGCAAAACCAACACCGAGGGCAUACUCGCAAACAAGUUAUAGAAAAUGUUUCUGGAAUCGCACUACCUGGAGAAGUUCUGGCAAUAAUGGGAGGUAGCGGAGCUGGAAAAACAACGUUAAUGAAUAUACUCGCUCACCUUCCAACUAAAGGCGUCGAAAAACAAGGGAACGUCUUAGUUAACGGAAAAACUCUAACAAAAACUCAAAUGCGCUCAAUAUCUGCUUAUGUUCAACAAGAAGAUGUGUUUUGUGGAACAUUAACAGUGAAAGAGCAGUUAACUUACUCUGCUUUACUUAGAAUGGGAAGACAAUAUUCUAAUAUAGAGAAGAGAGAAAAAGUCGAACAACUCAUAGCUGAGAUGAAUCUCGUCGAAUGCCAGAACACGCUCAUAGGCAUACCAAAUCGCACUAAAGGUAUAUCAAUCGGAGAAAAGAAAAGGCUCUCAUUCGCAUGUGAAUCUCUAACAGAUCCUGCUAUAAUGUAUUGCGAUGAACCCACCAGCGGAUUAGAUGCUUUCAUGGCUGCUCAGGUUGUAAGUGCAUUGAAAUUAAUGGCAGAAAAGGGAAAAACAAUUGUCACUGUUAUACACCAACCUAGCAGCACUGUUUUCAAAAUGUUUAACAAAGUUUGUUUCAUGGCCAAUGGAAAAACGGCUUACCACGGACCAGUGUCAGAAAUAUGUAGUUUUUUUGAGAGCUUGAACGUUGAACAUCUGCGUGUUCCAGAAUCUUACAACCCAGCGGAUCAUUUCAUCGCCAAACUUUCUAUAUCCGGGGAAACUGCUGACAAAGAUUUGAAACAAAUUGAACUGAUACGUAAUCAUUAUGACACUAGCGAGUUGGGACAAAAAAUGUUGAAAGCAGUAGAAGAGCAACGCAGUAUGGGGUUCGGAGAAAAAGCCGUUACUGAUUUCUCUAUUAGAUACUUCGCCUCGUUUUGGAUUCAGUUUGUAGUUCUUUUCCAAAGAUCUUUUCUAACUACACUGAGAGAUCCACUGCUACUUAAAGUUAGACUCAUACAAGUUGUUCUCACUGCGCUAGUGAUUAGUACAGUUAAUUUCCGAACUCCAGUUUAUGGACCCACCGUGAAGAACAUGGAAGGGGUGCUUUAUAAUGCGGCCAGAGAUAUGAAUUUCUUGUUCCUAUUCCCGUCCAUCAAUGUAAUUACGUGCGAACUACCAAUAUUUCUACGAGAGCAUAAGAGUAGAAUAUACUCAGUUGGCAGCUACUAUCUUGCAAAGUCAUUGGCGGAGUUACCCCAAUAUGCCAUAUUGCCACUAAUCUAUUCUGCCAUCGUUUAUUGGACAACAGGACUAGUAGAAUCCUGCAGCAAAUUUCUCAUUUUCUCUCUCGUUUGUAUGCUUCUAACUCAGAAUGCUGUUUCAGUAGCUUAUGCUGGUGCCGCUGUUUUUGGUGAGGAAGCAAUAGCUGUUACAUAUUUACCAAUGUUAAUAUUGCCAAUGCUAACGUUCGGAGGAUAUUAUAUCAAUUUCCAUAGUAUUCCUUCUUAUCUCCAGCCGUUUUCUUAUUUCUCAUGGUUUCGCUAUGGCUUCGAAGCUCUCGAAAUUAAUCAAUGGAAAGAGAUAACUCAUAUCGAAGGAUGUACCGGUCUAUUAUCACAAGGCAAUAACACAGUGUUUUGCCCUGGCGAAAACGGAGAAGAUAUACUCUACAGAAGAGGAAUGGAUGGAGAAAUAGCUCCAAACCUAUUACUUCUAACUCUUUUUAGUGUUUUAUUCCGAAUGAUUGGAUUUGUCGCGCUGAGCUUGAGAGCAAAGUAUUCCAAAUGA